This is a messenger RNA of Staurois parvus, 270 nucleotides long. The record is from the annotation of a GenBank genome assembly. Lineage: Eukaryota; Metazoa; Chordata; Amphibia; Anura; Ranidae.
UGCCAAUCAGUGCCACCUAUCAGUGCUGCCAAUCAGUGCCACCUAUCAGUGCCAGUCAGUGCCACCUAUCAGUGCCAGUCAGUGCUGCCAGUCAGUGCUGCGUAUCAGUGCUGCCAGUCAGUGCCCCCUAUCAGUGCUGCCUAUCAGUGCCAUAAAUCAGUGCCAUGUAUCAGUGCUGCCAUUCAGUGCCCAUCAGUGGUGCCUGUCAAUGCCCAUCAGUGCCACCUAUCAGUGCCUCCUCAUCAGUGCCCAUCAGUGCCACCUAUCAGU